This is a messenger RNA of Saccostrea echinata, 3304 nucleotides long. Its product is annotated as pyruvate kinase PKM-like. The transcript is spliced from 15 exons. NCBI's taxonomy places the organism in Eukaryota, Metazoa, Mollusca, Bivalvia, Ostreida, Ostreidae. The record is from RefSeq and is a predicted model, not a curated record. Gene Ontology annotation, molecular function: magnesium ion binding; potassium ion binding; pyruvate kinase activity. The coding region runs from base 112 to 1917 and encodes 601 amino acids. Gene Ontology annotation, biological process: glycolytic process. Gene Ontology annotation, cellular component: cytoplasm.
AAAUAAAAAAAGAAAAAAAGGUUAAGGUCAAGUUCUCUGAAGGUGAUCGACAGUGGUUGGAUUUUAUUUUCUGUAGGCCUAGUGUUUUGACGAGUAUUGCAACUUGUCAAGAUGGCACAACACCUUGCAAAGACCCAGGGGAGUGGGACCCCCGUCCCUACACUGUUGACCCCAGACCCCCAGUUUAACCUGAAGGAGAUGGAGAUGGAAGGAGGGUAUUACCGUCAGUGUCAGCAACUCGAGGCGGCCGAUGCCAUGUCACAUCUCGAGCACAUGUGCAAACUCGACAUCGACUCGGAGCCCCACGAGGUCCGAAUGACAGGGAUCAUUUGUACCAUUGGUCCUGCUUGCCGUGAAGUCAGUAUGCUGCAGAAAAUGAUUAUUGAGGGCAUGAAUAUUGCACGACUCAACUUCUCACAUGGAACUCAUGAGUACCAUGCUGGCACAAUAAAAAACAUCAGAGAAGCAAAGAGUGCAUUCAGUUCUCCCCGACCUGUGGCCAUCGCCCUGGACACCAAGGGACCUGAAAUCAGAACAGGGUUGUUAGAAGGAGGGGCUUCUGCUGAGAUCACCCUGAAUGCCGGGGACAAGAUAAAGAUCACCACAGAUGACAAGUACAAAGAGAAAUGUAGCAAGGACGUGUUGUGGGUGGACUAUAAAAAUAUCACCAAGGUCAUGUCUAUAGGGGACAGAAUGUACAUAGAUGACGGCCUCAUCUCAGUUAUUGUCAAGGAGAUGGGUGCUGAUUUUCUGAAUUGUCUGGUGGAGAAUGGGGGUGACUUGGGCAGUAAGAAAGGAUGUAACCUCCCAGGUGUAGCCGUGGAUCUUCCCGCUGUGUCAGAAAAAGACAAAGAGGAUUUACUUUUUGGAGUUGAACAAGGGGUGGACAUAGUCUUUGCUUCAUUCAUCAGAAGUGGACAACACAUCAAGGACAUCAGAAAGGUCAUGGGAGAAAAGGGAAAGAAUAUCAGAAUUAUUGCCAAGAUUGAGAACCAUGAGGGGGUCAAAAGAUUUGAUGAAAUUCUUCAGGAGUCUAAUGGCAUAAUGGUGGCCAGAGGAGACCUGGGUAUAGAAAUCCCACCAGAAAAAGUAUUUCUGGCCCAGAAGAUGAUGAUUGGUCGAUGUAACAGGGCCGGAAAACCUGUAAUAUGUGCUACACAGAUGCUGGAAUCAAUGGUGAAGAAGCCCCGCCCCACCAGGGCGGAGUCUAGUGAUGUAGCCAAUGCAGUGUUAGAUGGAGCUGACUGUGUCAUGUUGUCAGGGGAGACAGCUAAGGGAGACUACCCAUUAGAAGCUGUCAAAAUGAUGCAGAAGAUCUGUAGAGAAGCGGAGUCUGCUGUUUUUCAUCAUCAGCUGUUUGAGGAGUUACGUAAGGAAACUCCCACCCCCACAGACGCCACCCACACUGUUGCCAUAGCAGCAGUAGAGGCUUCAUUUAAAUGUAUGGCAGCUGCUAUUAUUGUGAUCACAACAUCAGGAAGGUCCGCCCACCUGAUCUCGGCCUACAGACCUCGCUGUCCAAUCCUUGCCAUCACAAGGAUAGAACAGACAGCCAGACAGUGUCAUCUUUUCAGGGGGAUCUUCCCUAUUCACUAUGUGGACCCUGUCAUGAGUGAGUGGACCGUGGAUGUAGACCGUCGGAUUUACAAGGGAAUCCAGAUAGGAACUGACCGUGGAUUCAUUCAGAAAGGUGAUCCAGUCAUCAUCAUCACGGGCUGGAAGCCUGGAUCUGGAUCUACAAACACAAUGAGGAUCAUUAACGCUGUAGAUGUAGCUAAAUCAGAUCUGCUGGCGCCUAUCACAGGUAUAACCAGUGUGCCAAGUUUCAACAAAAUUGAAAGUGAUUUAUCUACUAAUACUUCUGCUUCAUCUGUCUCGGAGUCGAAAGGAUCCAAAGACGAUGUUAAGUUCUUCUGAGAACCUCUACAAGCAAAUUUUUUUCACCCCAAAGACUCAGAAUUACAAUAAUGUAAGGGGCAGAUACAUGUGACUCCUAAGAGAUGUUGGAUUUACUCAGUUAUGGAGCUUUGAACAACUGCUUAAUGUGUGUUUUAUUAGACUUUUUUUCUUGUAUUGGUAUGUGUGAAUGUUUGAGAAGAGAGGAUAAGUUAUAUACCAUUAUUGUUGAUUAAAUGUUAGAACUGUUCCAAUUUGUUCAUGUGAAAAACAAAGUGCUAGACAAAGAGAUAUUUAUUAUGAAUAUCAUGUUUUACAAUGUAUAUUGUUGUAUAUGUUAGACAUGGUAGUUACAAAAUAUUUCCUAAACAAAGUUAUGAUGCAUGCAAGUGAUGUAUUAGGUACCCAGCAGUUACAUAGAAAUUUCUGGUUUGUGCUAGCAACAAGGAAUUUUUAAGAAUUUUUUGUGUGAUAACAUUUAUAGACAUCGUGGACUAUUUAUUUCAUUGUAGGUAUAUAUACUGAUAAGCAACGUCUAGGAUGUGAAUCUCACUUGAUGCAGGUUUUAGCAGCUAAUUACAUGUAUGUAAAAUUAAAAUUGAUAUUGUCUGCUGUUGUUUUAUCAUUGAAUGGUAAUCUGCUCGAAGGAACAAUAUGUCCAUGACUUUCCAUUCCAUGUAGCAACGAAUUGCAUUUCAAAAGAAAAUUUUGACAUCGGUGAAGUAUAAUAAGAUCAUGUUGAAACAUCAUCAUUUCUUGAUAUACAUGUACAUUGCUGGAUAGACAAACAGCAGAAGCAGAUGAAAAAAAUUCUAUUUGUUAAAACUGCGUGUUUGUUUUGCCAAUGUUAAGUUACAUACCAUGGUAUAUUAAAGAAGAACAUUGUGUUUGAAAAUCCUUUUCUACCUAAAAGCGUUCAUUUUUUUUUAUCUAAAUAUUGAAAGAUUUUAUUCCAUUUUACUUUUUAUUUGUUGUACAUGUGAAAUAAAAGUUUAAAGACAGUAUAAGAUAACAAACAUUAAUUUAUUGUAUAUCUUAUUUAACAAAUAUGUAUAACUGGUUUGGAUUUAUUGGUGCUGUGUGUUUUAUCUUUAAUUUUAUAUGAUUUAUACACAUCAGGAGUCUUUAGGCAAAUGUAGUCAUGCAAAAAUAUAUGGUAAAUUGCACCAAUUUAAGACUUUGUUGGGGGCGUUGAGCAUUUACUAAAUGCACAGAAAAAUUUUAUAAUGUGGAAAAAUGCUUGUAUUCUAAUACUGACGAGGCAUCAAGUUAACCUCCUUUGUAAAGUCAAAAUUAUUGAAAUCUGACACAAGCUCUUUUUUGUUUGUUUAUUUUUUUCUUUCUUUUGUUGAAAGGAUUCUAUUGUUGACACCCUGGUUGUAAAAUAAAAAUCUACAACACUGAGAAA